GAGGCCUUGAACGAACCUGGACGGCCCGACGAGGGCGCACGCGUAAAGGCCCCGAAACUUCGGCGAGGGCGAUGGACGGCUGCGGCGGCGAUGGCCGCCGUCCUCGCGCCGUCUUCAUGGCCUUCGGCACCCACGGCGACGUAUUCCCCAUCGCUGUAUGCCUCUCCUCUCUGUGCGUGGUGUGUGUGUAUUAGUGCUCAGGCCCUUGCUGCAGCUUUUUCUCUUGAUCAACAGCAGUACAGUGUGGUGUUCAUCACUCAUUCAGCACAUCAGAAUUUAUCGGCACAUCUAGCAGCCAGUAAUGUCAGGUACAUGCCUGUGUCUAGCCCACCUGUCCUUGCUGCUAAACAGCUUGAGAAUAUCGCAUAUGGAUCUGUUGAAUCGAACGCUGAAUAUGAGUCAUUUUCACGGCGAAAAGAGACCAUUCAGAUCGAGCACAGGGAAGAGUGUUUAUCUUAUGUUGAAGAAGUGUUUGGAAAUGAUCCAAGCAUUCGUAGUGACUUCAUUGUGAUAAAUUUCUUUGCCCUGGAGGGUUGGCAUCUUGCAGAAUUGUUUCAAGUUAAGUGCAUCAUUGCUGCUCCAUAUUUUGUUCCAUAUAGUGCUCCUACAUCAUUUGAACGCCAAUUUAAACAAAGUUUUCCUCUUCUAUACAAGUACUUUCAAGAAGCUCCCACCAACACGGUCUGCUGGACUGACAUUGCCCACUGGAUGUGGGCGCUCUUCAUGGAAACUUGGGGAUCGUGGAGAAAUGAUUGUCUAAAUCUUAGUCCUAUUCCUUAUACUGUGAGUGAUCCAGUAACAAAUCUUCCUUUGUGGCAUGUGCGGGCAGAGUCGCCAUUGUUGCUGUACGGUUUCAGCAAGGAAAUUGUGGAGCGCCCGGGAUAUUGGCCCUCCAGUGCUCAUGUUUGUGGUUUUUGGUUUCUUCCUAUGGCUUGGCAAUUUUCAUGUGACAAUUGCAGAGGGUUAUUGUGUGGUAAUGUUAAUCCUUCAUCUGAGGGUAUUCUAUGUGGAAAUCAUUCUGGCCUAGAACACUACCUCAUGGGAAGUUCUUAUUCGUCUUUACCAAUCUUUAUAGGAUUAAGUUCCAUUGGUAGGUACGUUUCUAGAGGUGAAUUAAAUGGUUUCUCUCAUGUGCAAAAUGACUUGUCAGCAUACUCAUCCAUGGUAUCAAUCUGCCGCAGCAUGGGUUUUCUUAGAAAUCCUAAAGCAUUUCUAAUGGUGAUUAAAGCUGUCAUAGAGUCAACAGAUUAUAGAUUUAUCCUUUUCUCAUCUGGAUACCAGCCACUAGAUUCAGCAAUCAGAUUUGUUGCUUCUUCAGUACCAGAAUCAAGUGAGUUAGAGGCAACUGCUCUUAGCUGCGACAGCACUCUCCUUUUCAAUAGUCGACUCUUUUGCUUUUCUGGAUCAAUACCAUAUAGCUGGCUUUUUCCUAAAUGUGCAGCUGCUAUUCACCAUGCUGGCAGUGGAUCUACAGCUGCUGCACUAUUUGCUGGCAUACCGCAGGUGGCAUGUCCAUUCCUGCUGGACCAGUUUUACUGGGCAGAGAGGCUACACUGGUUAGGAGUGGCGCCUGAGCCCCUAAAAAGACAACAUCUAGUCCCAGAUGUAGAUGACACAUUGAGCAUUAACAACGCUGCAGACGUGCUACUUGGAGCUAUCAGAUCAGCAUUAUCACCUGAAAUUAAAGCUCAAGCAACCAGAAUUGCUCAUAGACUUGCUCCUGAGGAUGGGGUUGGAGAAGCACUCAGGACCUUAAAGGAGAAAGUUCUGUGUGAAUAAAACUUGAUCCAUGAGAAUUUGUAGUCGUGCGACCAAAAACAUGUAAACUAUUUGUACUAAGCUUAGAAUUUGAAUUUGUGUGGACGUUGAUUUAUGUUGUUUAUGAACUGCUACACUGAAAAAGAUCAUGGUUAUGUUGUUUUUGUUGAUCGGAAUACAAUGGCUGUAUCACGAAGAA
This is a messenger RNA of Brachypodium distachyon (stiff brome), 1957 nucleotides long. RefSeq names its product sterol 3-beta-glucosyltransferase UGT80B1. Lineage: Eukaryota; Viridiplantae; Streptophyta; Magnoliopsida; Poales; Poaceae. Bases 91 to 1779 code for a protein of 562 amino acids. The transcript has 14 exons. The record is from RefSeq and is a predicted model, not a curated record. Gene Ontology annotation, molecular function: UDP-glycosyltransferase activity.